AAGCUCGCACUGCACAUGCGCGAAGCGAUAAGCGCUCAAGAUCUUUUCCGGGUCGAGCAGCUAGUCCACCUAUGAAUGCGAGCUAACGGCCUCAAAUAAUUAGCUGAAAGAAGUAGAGGGAACCAAUAUUUAGAGCACAUAACAUUCAAGUGUGUAGUUCUGUAAGCCCACGACACAGUGAUGCCGGGGCUCAGCUGUCGAUUUUAUCAGCACCGGUUUCCAGAGGUGGAGGAUGUUGUGAUGGUGAACGUGCGUUCCAUCGCAGAGAUGGGCGCGUACGUCAGCCUUUUGGAGUACAACAACAUUGAGGGCAUGAUCCUCCUGAGCGAGUUGUCCCGUCGGCGUAUCCGCUCCAUCAACAAGCUCAUCCGCAUAGGUCGCAACGAGUGCGUUGUUGUCAUCCGAGUAGAUAAAGAAAAGGGAUAUAUUGAUUUAUCAAAAAGAAGAGUUUCUCCAGAGGAGGCCAUCAAGUGUGAAGAUAAAUUUACCAAAUCUAAAACUGUGUACAGCAUUCUGCGACAUGUGGCAGAAGUGCUGGAGUAUACCAAGGAUGAGCAGCUCGAGAGCUUGUACCAGCGCACAGCCUGGGUGUUUGAUGAGAAGUACAAGCGGCCCGGUUAUGGAGCUUAUGACGUCUUCAAGCAGGCUGUGUCAGAUCCUGCCAUUCUGGAUGGCCUAGACUUAACAGAAGAGGAGAGAGCCGUUCUGAUCGAUAACAUCAACAGGCGACUCACUCCACAGGCCGUCAAAAUCAGAGCAGACAUCGAGGUGGCGUGUUACGGGUAUGAGGGCAUCGAUGCGGUGAAGGAAGCUCUGAGAGCCGGUCUCGGCUGCUCCACAGAAGCCAUGCCCAUCAAGAUCAACCUGAUCGCUCCUCCUCGCUACGUGAUGACGACCACCACCUUGGAGCGCACAGAAGGUCUGUCUGUCCUGAACCAGGCCAUGGCUGCCAUCAAGGAAAAGAUCGAGGAGAAGAGGGGCGUCUUCAACAUCCAGAUGGAGCCCAAAGUGGUCACAGACACAGAUGAGACGGAGCUCGCCCGGCAGCUGGAGAGGUUAGAGCGCGAAAACGCAGAGGUGGACGGAGAUGAUGAUGCUGAAGAGAUGGAGGCCAAAACUGAAGACUAACCCCGUCGUCUGAGAGAAGCUGAUGAAAUGUGGACCGACUCGGCCGCAGUUGCUCCGCCCCGAUUUCACGACUGAAUUUUCUGGUAUUUUACUAGUUUAUUGGAAAACAUCCCUGUUUUUAGUAUCGAGAGGCAACAAAAGCAAAGCCUUAGCCAAACAUGGAGAUCCAGAUGGUAAAUUUAACACAUGGAUUCGAAAUAAGAUAAAUUGAAAACGGUGGCCUUCACUCGCCGUCCUUUGACUUCAGUAUCCAUGGCGCUUCACCUUUAAGUCACAUGAUGUGACCGCCUGGAAGGAAAUGCAAAGGUUUGUGUGGCAGUCGGGGAAUUUGUGUGCGAGUUCUCUUCCAGUUUCAAGGUGUUAUUCAUGAAACCAAUAAAGUUCUGGAAGUUUUGAUCAA
Molecule: messenger RNA, 1528 nt
Organism: Oryzias latipes (Japanese medaka)
Lineage: Eukaryota; Metazoa; Chordata; Actinopteri; Beloniformes; Adrianichthyidae
Gene: eif2s1b
Product: eukaryotic translation initiation factor 2, subunit 1 alpha b
Biological process (GO): translational initiation
Cellular component (GO): eukaryotic translation initiation factor 2 complex; eukaryotic 48S preinitiation complex
Molecular function (GO): RNA binding; ribosome binding; translation initiation factor activity
Source: RefSeq, a predicted model, not a curated record